Messenger RNA from Macrobrachium nipponense, 645 nucleotides. Its product is annotated as prisilkin-39-like. The record is from RefSeq and is a predicted model, not a curated record. Lineage: Eukaryota; Metazoa; Arthropoda; Malacostraca; Decapoda; Palaemonidae. The transcript has 2 exons. Bases 78 to 554 code for a protein of 158 amino acids.
UGGCUAUAAAAGGGAGACAAUAUGGGCAAUCGUUACUCACUCACGCACCUGUGGCCACAGAACAACGACGUUCAACGAUGAAGAUUCUGGUGAUUGUGCUCUUGGGGGCUGCAGCUUGCGCUACUAAGAUUGAGAAGCGAGAGGCGGAGCCUGGUUAUGGAAGUUAUGGCCAUGUAACUCACUAUCAUCGUCCUUCUUAUGGAUAUGGCUAUUCUCAUCACUAUCACAAGCGAUCUGCUGAUCCUGAACCUGAAGCUGAACCUUCCUAUGGCUAUGGUCACUCCUAUGGGCACCGCAGCUACCACCCAGUGAGCUAUGGCUAUUCUCAUCACUAUCACAAGAGAUCUGCUGAUCCUGAACCUGAAGCUGAACCUUCCUAUGGCUAUGGUCACUCCUAUGGGCACCGCAGCUACCACCCAGUGAGCUAUGGCUAUUCUCAUCACUACCACAAGAGAUCUGCUGAUCCUGAACCUUCUUAUGGCUAUAGCCAUGGACAUUAUGCUCCAGUUUAUCACAAGCCAUCAUAUGGCUACAGUUAUGGUAGAUACCAUUAACCAACCCAGAGCCACACUGUGAAUAUUAGAAUGUUGAUCGAUGAGUGUUUCAUAUCAUAGAGUAGUUCAUAAUAUAUGACAAAUUAUAAAA